GGUUAGAGAUAAUACCAGGUGAUGGAGAGGAACUACUCGGGUAUGUACAUACACGGAGCCCAUUAAGUGAUGCACACAACACAAGACGCUACAGAUGCGAUGUUAUGAAAGAAAGAGGAAUUACUGCAGGAGAAGCAACUGGCAUGGGAAAGAUGGGGAUUGGUGAAGAACCCUGCAGAAUAAAAGAGGAAGAGACGGAGGAACAAAUAGACCCGAUGAAAGCGAAUGAAGACAGAGCACUUCACAGUCAAACAGAUCAUCAUUUCACAAAUGAGGUUGCCAAAUAUACUCCCACUUUAAAGACUGAAGAGAAUUUAAUCAAAGAAUCUACACUAGAAAGUGAAGUCAAAGCAUCCUUUACUUGCUCCGAUUGUGGAAAGACGCUCAUGAAUAAAUCAUCCUUUAAGAGGCACAUGAGGAUUCACACCGGAGGAAAAGGGUUUACAUGUGCUCAAUGUGGAAAGAGUUUCUCCGCCAAAAGAGAUCUGAGUUAUCACACGCGUGUCCACACCGGAGUGAAAACGUUUACAUGUGCUCAAUGUGGAAAGAGUUACAAUCUCAAAAGAAACUUUAGCGAUCACAUGAGGAUUCACGAUGGACAAAACCCCUUUACCUGCGCUCAAUGUGGAAGGAGCUUUGUUCUGAAAGCAUCCCUGAAUAGACAUCUGAAAAAUCACUCUGAUGAAAAACAAUUCGUGUGCGAUCAGUGUGGAAAGAGUUUUGUUUACAGAGGAGGCUAUGAUGAGCACAUGAGGAUUCACACCGGAGAAAGACCAUUCGCGUGCACUCAAUGUGGGAGGUGUUUCAUUCAGAAAAGAAGCUUCAUUCAACAUCUAAAUGUUCACACUGGAGGAAAACUAUUCGCGUGUGCUCGGUGUGGAAAGAGUUUCAAAACUGAAAGCAGCCUCAAUAGUCAUCAGCGCAUUCACACUGGAGUGAAGCCGUUCAGCUGUGAUCAGUGCGAGAAAACAUUUGUGUCUGCAGCAAACCUAAGAAAGCACUUCGAAGUUCACUCUGGACUGAAGCCUCACUGCUGCUCUUCUUGUGGAAAGAGCUUUUCACGCAUGGAAAAUUUACAGGUUCAUCUGCGCAUUCACACUGGAGAGAGACCGUACACGUGUUCAGACUGCGGGAAGAGCUGUAGUUCAUCAAGCGCGUUGAAAACGCAUCAGAGGAUUCACACUGGAGAGAAACCGUACAAGUGUUCACACUGCGAGAAGAGCUUCGGUUAUUCAUCGGUUUUGAAAGUUCACCAGAGGAUUCACACCGGAGAGAAACCACAUCAGUGCUCACACUGCGAGAAGAGCUUCAGUUAUUCAGGAAACCUGAAAGCUCAUCAGAAAGUUCACUCUGGGAAAAAGCUGCAUCAGUGCUCGUCAUGCGGGAAGAGAUUCUCCAUUUUGUCUAAUCUGCGAUAUCAUGAGAAAAAAAUGUGUGCAAAGUUGUCCAAGUGAUCAAAGUUGCCAUCGACAUAUUUGACAAGAUCAUGUGUGGAUUGCACAGAUAUGCUGUGUGUGUGUGUGUGUGUGUGUGUGUGUGUGUGUGUGUGC
Messenger RNA from Danio rerio (zebrafish), 1550 nucleotides. NCBI's taxonomy places the organism in Eukaryota, Metazoa, Chordata, Actinopteri, Cypriniformes, Danionidae. The record is from RefSeq and is a predicted model, not a curated record.